Messenger RNA from Dufourea novaeangliae, 1339 nucleotides. It is a transcript of the gene ScsbetaG, whose product is annotated as succinyl-CoA ligase [GDP-forming] subunit beta, mitochondrial. The coding region runs from base 10 to 1284 and encodes 424 amino acids. The record is from RefSeq and is a predicted model, not a curated record. Gene Ontology annotation, molecular function: succinate-CoA ligase (GDP-forming) activity; ATP binding. Lineage: Eukaryota; Metazoa; Arthropoda; Insecta; Hymenoptera; Halictidae. The transcript has 6 exons. Gene Ontology annotation, cellular component: succinate-CoA ligase complex; mitochondrion. Gene Ontology annotation, biological process: succinyl-CoA metabolic process; tricarboxylic acid cycle.
AGGUUAAACAUGUUGCGAAUUGCUUGUAAAAAAUCUCUGAAUUCAGUUGAGGUUCUGAGAAAAACUUUAAAUAUAAGUACUAAGCAAAAAAGGCAUUUAAAUUUACUUGAAUACCAAAGUAAAGAACUUCUUAGAGAUUGUGGAAUUUCUGUACAAAAUUUUGCUAUUGUUGAUGAUUUAAAUAAAGCAAAUUCUGCAUUAGAAAAAUUAAGUGCUGAUGAAUUUGUUAUAAAAGCUCAAGUAUUAGCUGGCGGUCGUGGGAAAGGAUGGUUUGAUAAUGGUUUCAAAGGAGGUGUGCAUGUUACAAAAGACCGUACAGCAGUUGUAGAAGUUGUGAAAAAUAUGUUAGGUCAUCGUCUAAUUACAAAACAGACCUCAGAAGAUGGAAUAUUGGUACACAAGAUUAUGAUCGCUGAGUCUGUAAAUAUUAAACAAGAAACAUAUGUUUGUAUUCUUAUGGAUAGACAGUACAAUGGUCCGGUAUUAAUUGCUUCACCGGCAGGUGGUAUAGAUAUUGAAACAGUUGCUAAAACGAAUCCAGAGUUGAUAAAAACAGUAUCACUCGAUAUAUAUCAUGGGAUUGAUGAUGAUAUAGCUAAAGACGUUAGCACUUUCCUGGGCUUUACACAUCCAGAUGUGCAGGAGAAGGCAAUAUUUGAAUUAAAAAAUUUAUGGAAACUCUUUGUAGAUAUUGAUGCUUUGCAAGUAGAAAUUAACCCCUUGGUUGAGACCACAGAUAAGCAAGUGGUAGCAGUUGAUGCAAAAAUUGCAUUUGAUGAUAAUGCUCAAUUUCGACAACAGGAUUUGUUUGCUUUAGAGGAUAGUGAUGAAAAGGAUCCAAGAGAAGCAGAUGCAUCACGGUUUAACCUAAAUUAUAUUAGUAUGGAUGGCAAUAUAGGAUGUUUAGUUAAUGGAGCUGGGUUAGCAAUGGCAACUAUGGAUAUAAUUAAACUAAAUGGUGGAUCUCCAGCAAACUUUUUGGAUGUAGGUGGAAGUGUUAAAGAAGAUCAGGUUUAUCAAGCAUUUAGGAUACUCAGUGAAGAUCCAAAAGUCAAAGUAAUUCUUGUGAAUGUAUUUGGAGGUAUUGUAAAUUGUGCUACAAUAGCCAAAGGAAUUGCUGCAGCAUUUCGUAAUUUGCAACUUAAAAUUCCUCUUGUUGUCAGAUUAGAAGGCACAAAUGUAAAAGAAGCAAAGAAAUUUCUUGCAGAAAGUGGUUUACCAAUUAUUACAGCAAAUGAUUUGGAUGAAGCAGCUAAAAAGGCAGUCAGUUCUGUAAAAUUAUAAACUUCCUAAUCUCACAUAUUACUAUCUUUUUUUAAGCCUGGAAAUAUACUAAAAA